AUGGAGGACACGAGCGCACAGAGUCAGCUGCGGCAGCCGAAGAAGAGGUUCGUGGGCCGUCGUACCGCAGAUGCCCAGACUCAGAAGGAUCCGGCUAGUUCUGAUUUUGAGUCAACGCAGGUCCAGAAAGCUGCACCUAGAAGGUCAGCCCGGACUCUGAAUCAAGUGCCUCCCGAGAUCCUCAACGACCCGGAAAUACAAGAAGCCAUGGAGCUUCUCCCCAAAAACUACUCGUUCGAGAUCCCCAAGACAAUCCACCGAGUGCGCACUUCCGGAGCCAAGCGCGUGGCUCUUCAGUUUCCAGAGGGUCUUUUGAUCUUCGCCACGACUAUCUCCGAUAUCUUGACACAGUUUUGCCCCGGAAUCGAGACCCUCAUCAUGGGUGAUGUCACUUACGGCGCCUGCUGCAUUGACGACUAUACUGCGCGAGCUCUUGGCUGCGAUCUGCUCGUCCACUACGCCCACAGUUGCUUGAUUCCCGUGGAUGUUACCAAGAUCAAAACUCUAUAUAUUUUCGUCGAUAUCAGCAUCGACACUACCCACUUGAUGGCAACCCUUGAGCGUAACUUCAAGCCCGGUCAAACUAUUGCCACCGUCGGCACGAUACAGUUUAACGCAACCCUCCACGGAUUGAAACCUGUUAUGGAACGUGCAGGUUUCAAAGUAGUCAUCCCACAGAUAAUGCCUCUCUCAAAGGGUGAAAUUCUGGGCUGCACAUCACCCCAACUCACUACUGAGAUCGAUGCUCUUCUCUACCUCGGCGAUGGACGCUUCCACCUCGAGUCCGCCAUGAUUCACAACCCCACUACUCCCGCAUACCGCUAUGAUCCUUACUCGCGCACCUUAACUCGUGAAGGCUAUGACCACAAUGAGAUGCACACCCUGCGGCGCGACGCGAUUGCAUCUGCGAAGACUGCCCGCAAAUGGGGCAUCAUCCUGGGCUCUCUUGGCCGCCAAGGAAACCCCAACACGAUGGCAAUGAUUGAGCGCCAUUUGGAAGAGCGCGGCAUUCCAAUUAUCAAUCUUCUUCUGAGCGAGAUUUUCCCUGGUAAGCUGGCUUCCAUGGCCGAUGUCGAGUGCUGGGUUCAGAUCGCUUGUCCCCGUCUCAGUAUUGAUUGGGGUUACGCAUUCCCGCGCCCAUUGUUGACACCAUACGAAGCGCUCAUCGCGCUUGGGAUUCGUGAGAACUGGGACAGUGCCAACAAGGGCAUUUAUCCCAUGGACUUUUACGCGAAGGAUGGAUUGGGUCGCACGAAGCCUGAGCAGGCUGUGCGUGCUGCCUAA
This is a messenger RNA of Penicillium atrosanguineum, 1284 nucleotides long. RefSeq names its product 2-(3-amino-3-carboxypropyl)histidine synthase (gene dph1). The transcript has 2 exons. Gene Ontology annotation, biological process: protein histidyl modification to diphthamide. Lineage: Eukaryota; Fungi; Ascomycota; Eurotiomycetes; Eurotiales; Aspergillaceae. Gene Ontology annotation, molecular function: 2-(3-amino-3-carboxypropyl)histidine synthase activity. The coding region runs from base 1 to 1284 and encodes 427 amino acids. The record is from RefSeq and is a predicted model, not a curated record.